AUGGAGACGGGCGUGCAGGCAGCCGAUCCAUGCGAGGCGGCCCGGCAGGUCGAAGCCUGCGCCGCCGCGGCGCGGAGCGGGGAGCUGCUCGUCAUCGCCGACUUCGACCGCACCAUGACUCGCAACUUCAUGCCCGGCGGGGCGCGCUGCACCUCUCCACACGGCGUUCUGGAGGAUGCGGCCGUUCUGUCCGAGACCUUCCGGUCUGCCGCGAAAGAGUUGUUCCAGAAGUAUUACCCCAUCGAGAUCGAUGCCGAGAUGCCGAUCGAGGAGAAGAUACCGAUCAUGAGCGAGUGGUAUGGCCAGGUGCACGAGCUCAUGACCAAGGAGGUCGUGACCCGCGAUGCCAUCCGCGACGCGGUGGCCUCGUGCAGCACCAUAGGAUUCCGCGACGGGAUCACGGAGCUGGUCGCAGCCUGCCAGGGCGCAGACCCCCCGAUACCGCUGCUCGUGAUGUCCGCCGGCCUCGGCGACGUCAUCGAGGAGUUCUUCCGUCAGAGGUUGCCCUUUCCGUUGUCCGCGACGACCAUGGUUGUCUCCAACAGGAUGACGUUCGGCGACGAUGGCCAGUUGGUUGGGUUCUCGGAGCCGCUGCUGCACAUGUUCAACAAGACCGCCGCUUUCAUGGACGACGCGGCGCGCGAGCUGACCAGGGGCAAGCGGCGUUGCCUCCUCCUCGGCGACGGCCUCGGGGAUCUGACCAUGGCUAACGGCUUGGAGGUCGAAACCUUCAAGGUCGGAUUUCUGAACGAAAAUGUAGAGAAGCGGCUAGAGAGCUUCUGUCAGGGUUUCCACAUCGUGGCGAUGCACGACCGCUCUGUGCCGGACAUGGUCUUCCGCGCGAUUGGAGAGGCCCCAGCGCAUGUGAGUGGCGGGGCCGCCAGCGCGGAGCUGCAUUGA
Molecule: messenger RNA, 900 nt
Organism: Prorocentrum cordatum
Lineage: Eukaryota; Dinophyceae; Prorocentrales; Prorocentraceae
Source: the annotation of a GenBank genome assembly